AUGUCAGCAGAUAUAAUAACAGUUGUCAAGCGAGAAGCCGGAUUGCAUUUUGCUAAUGACCUUCAAUUUGAGAGCGAUAGCGAUGUUGAGAUGUCAGAAAGUGAGGAAUCAAAUGAGAAGAGAGAAGCUGGUGAAGGGUCCAUUGUGACACCAGGGGAAUUGGUUACUGACGAUCCGAUAUGGAUGAGAGGUCACGGAACGUAUUUUCUGGAAAAUCAAACUUUUGCUUCCGUCGCGGGUACCGUUUCCAGAGUUAAUAGACUAUUGUCAGUAGUACCACUGAGAGGCCGGUACUCGCCUGAAACCGGUGACCAUGUAAUUGGGAGAAUUGCGGAAAUCGGUAACCGCAGAUGGAGAGUCGAUAUCGGCGCUAAACAACAUGCCGUGUUGAUGUUGGGUUCGGUAAAUCUGCCUGGUGGUGUCCUGAGACGUAAGUCCGAGAGCGACGAAUUGCAAAUGCGGAAUUUUUUGAAGGAAGGGGAUCUUCUUAACGCAGAGGUUCAAUCUCUGUAUCAAGAUGGUAGCGCCUCGCUGCAUACCAGAUCUUUGAAAUACGGGAAACUCAGAAACGGUGUUUUUUUGCAAGUACCAAGCGCAUUGAUCGUAAGAUCGAAAAACCAUACCCACAAUCUCCCUGGGAAUGUCACGAUCAUAUUAGGUGUUAAUGGAUUCGUAUGGUUACGGAAAACAUCCGACGUAGAUCUCAGUAGUGGCCAAAAUACUGUAACAGGUAAAAACGCCGCGACAUUGUCAGGAGCAGGCCGCGAUUACAAACCGGGAAAUACUAGUGUUUCCAUCACACGUUUGGAAGAAGAGUCCUCGUGGGAAAUAUAUUCUGAUAAAAAUGACCAUAUAUCAAGUUCAUCCAGAAAAACAAUAACCAGGUAUUCAAAUGUGAUAAAAGCACUGGCUCAUUGCGAAAUUGGUAUCACAGAGACAAGGGUAGUGGCUGGUUACGAGGCCAGUAUGGCCUAUGAAAAUAUUAGCUCUUUGAUCGAAAAGGAUAAUAUGGAGGCACUCGGCCAAGACGUUUUGAAUAGUGAGAAAAUGAGAGGCAAUAACCAGCCUGCUGCAUUCGAAACGCGGGCGUAA
Messenger RNA from Lachancea mirantina, 1092 nucleotides. Lineage: Eukaryota; Fungi; Ascomycota; Saccharomycetes; Saccharomycetales; Saccharomycetaceae. The record is from the annotation of a GenBank genome assembly.